Molecule: messenger RNA, 513 nt
Organism: Toxotes jaculatrix (banded archerfish)
Lineage: Eukaryota; Metazoa; Chordata; Actinopteri; Toxotidae
Product: ankyrin repeat domain-containing protein 66
Exons: 3
Coding region: 1-513 (170 amino acids)
Molecular function (GO): protein binding
Source: RefSeq, a predicted model, not a curated record
AUGACCGAGUUGCACCAAGCUGCUGCAGCAGGCGAUUUUGACCAAGUUGAGGACAUUCUGAGGCAAAGUAAAUGCGAUCCCAACCAGAGGGACAUCGACUGGAGCCACAAGACACCUCUUCACUGGGCCGCGGCUAAAGGACAUACAGAAACCGUCAGGAUCCUCAUUGAGCAUGGAGCGAGGCCAUGUCUGAGGACAGAGCACGGAUGGACUCCUGCCCACUUUGCAGCAGAGUCUGGCCGGCUGGCCGUGCUGCGGCUGCUGCACUCCCUCCAUGCUCCCAUAGACAAGGAGGACUGCUGUGGAGACAAACCAGUGCGGAUAGCCGAAAUAUAUGGACACCAGGACUGCGUCCGAUUCCUUAAAAAAGCAGAGACUGAGUGCCAGGCGUACCGCAAGAUGGCAGCCCAAAAAGGGAUUUCAAUGGAUGACACAGACGAGGAGUGGACAGAACAGGGCAAAGAAAAUGAAGAAAACAGGAUCUCUAAAAGCAGCAUUCAGAUGUUGGCCUAA